Branchiostoma belcheri (Belcher's lancelet) is the source of this 1510-nucleotide messenger RNA. RefSeq lists its product as uncharacterized. The coding region runs from base 43 to 1323 and encodes 426 amino acids. The transcript has 10 exons. NCBI's taxonomy places the organism in Eukaryota, Metazoa, Chordata, Leptocardii, Amphioxiformes, Branchiostomatidae. The record is from RefSeq and is a predicted model, not a curated record.
UCUAGUGGUGUUUACAAGUCGUACGUAAAAUUCCUACAGAAAAUGGCGACAGCGUCAGACGGUACAGCAGCGCCGCCUGCCGGAGACUAUCUGUUCUGCAGCGGAGGCCAGCUGAGGAUGAUGGAGAUUAGGGAGGACGCCAGCCCGGCUGACAGGGAGAAGUGGGAGCGCGCCCCGCCCAUCCCGCACACACGCACGUCUGAAGAAACCGGACACCCCGUCAUGUAUGGAGCCUUGGACAAGAUCACUAAGGACAACAUGAAGCACAACAUCACUGAGGCCCGUCUGGACUGGUUUACCGACACGGAGCUCCCUGAAGAUCAGCAGGCCCUGUACACCGGGCUGGAGGAGUGUCUCGGCUUCCCCUUCUCCGCACAGGUCUGGCUGCCGGAUGACUCCACGGCCACGGUCAAGGUCACGGGGAUCAUAGACGGACAGGACGGGGUGGAGCGGCCCGGGACGGGGUGCGGGUUCCAAGUUGAGUACAUGGGCCACGAGCUGAUGCUGCCUGUUGACGACUUCGUGAACGAGCUGGCUUCUCCUGAUGACGUGGACGAGGCGUGGUUGGCCAGUCCGGCUGCAGUGCCAGCUAAGGUGUUUGCCAUAGUCCGGGAUUUCUAUGACAACGCCGUCUUCACAGAGGGCUGCAUCUUCUUCAGCAUCUGGGAUGACGUCAGGUAUGACGUAUGCUACGAGGCCCAGAAGAAGGAAAUGCGGAAGUGCCAAACGGCAGUGAACAAGGACUACUUCGACAACCCCCCUCCGAUUAAGAAGAUGAAGUCUUUCCCCAAGAUGAACUCGGAAGGCCGACUUAACUCCGUUGUCCGUCCCUUCCCUCUCUACCAGAUGUCCCUGGCGCUCCACACCUACCUGUCUACUGUGGCCACGUUUCCUCUGGACCUGAAGCUGAAGUACGGAGGAGGCGUCGUCAAGGCAACGGGGAUGGUUCCAUAUAAGGCGGAAAACUUCUUCCAGGAGUCCCGGGGCUUGUACGUGACCGUAGACCUGCCGACCGCGCGGACGGAAGCGCCGCCUAGCAAGAAGCGCAAGAACAGCAGCACCAGGACCGUGGCGUUGAGCGUGCACGGCGUGGAGCCCUGCGACACGACCCCUGACCCCGUGCGGAGGUUCCUGGAGGACCUUGCGGAGCUGAUGGAGGGAGAAAACGGCAUGUGUGUGCUGAAGACGCGCUUCCGGUCCAUACACAUAGAGCUACCAUUGAGGAAGAGGAGAGGAGGACAGAGAGGGAGUUUGGUGGUGCGGCCCCCUGACCCCAACCGUGCUCUGAUACUUAGACAACUUCGAGAACUUAUCGGGAACUGAGAAAAAGCAGGAAGCAGCGGAAUCACACAGCUGGCUGAGAAAACAGUUUUAGCUAGGUUUGAAGACAGUCAUGUUUUAAAUGCGAACAGUGUUCCUUUUUUUGAAGUUUUAGAAGUAUGUAAACAAUGUGUCGGGAUCGUUUAGUGCAGUAGUGAACUUAAUAAAGUCUCAUUUUUUAAGUUCGUAA